Mixia osmundae IAM 14324 is the source of this 1597-nucleotide messenger RNA. RefSeq lists its product as uncharacterized. Gene Ontology annotation, cellular component: Golgi apparatus. Bases 125 to 1423 code for a protein of 432 amino acids. The record is from RefSeq and is a predicted model, not a curated record. NCBI's taxonomy places the organism in Eukaryota, Fungi, Basidiomycota, Mixiomycetes, Mixiales, Mixiaceae. Gene Ontology annotation, molecular function: antiporter activity. The transcript has 2 exons. Gene Ontology annotation, biological process: protein O-linked glycosylation via fucose; GDP-fucose import into Golgi lumen.
GUUUUUUUUGUGGUGCGACCGAGCGGCUCGUAACGUCCGCACAAAGAGACAUCGCCGACGGCAGCAGCGACACGGCAAGAUGGGCGAGAAACGAUCAGUAGCGAUGGCCGUGAGUGACAGCAACAUGUCCAGUCCCGAGCUACAACGGUCGCCCGUGCCUGAAUAUACUGCCGUUCAGCUCGGUCACGCGGGCGAAGAGAGCCAAGAUGACUCUCGAGAGCUGCCCCGCUACGAUGCUGGAGAGUACAGUAGGCAUGGCGACGGCGAGGAUGAGAAACGUGCCUUCCUAUCGCCUCAGAUGAAGCGAACUGGCUCGCACGCCUCCAGCAGCGCGAGCCCGCCCAGCUCACCGGGCAUGACCGCUCCCGCUCCUCAGUCAGAAUCGACGCCGUGGCAAGUUGCAGCUGCAGUAUCAUUCUAUAUCCUUGCAGCACUCGUGAUGGUCAUGGGCAACAAGUGGGUCUUGAACAGCGUCAAUCUGCCGCUCUACUUCCUGCUCGUGCAACUGACGACAUCUGUCCUGCUGCUGCGCGUGUCGGCCAUCUUUGGCUACUUUCGCGUGCCUACUUGCACCGUCGGAUUGUGCAAAGGCCUCGCGCCACUCAUCCUCGUCAACGUCAUCGGACUCGCCUUCAACACAUACUGCCUGCAAGCGAUCGAUGCCUCUUUCUAUCAGAUCGCAAGAGGCAUGAUCCUGCCCUGCACCGCCCUCUUUUCGUAUUUCUAUCUCAACGUCAGGCCGAACAAUUACACGCUCGGCGCGAUUGGCGUCGUCUGCUUUGGCUUCAUGCUCGGUGUCGGCACAGAAGACAUGUCUGUCUCUGCACUCGGCAUCGUCCUCGGCUUCUUCUCGUCCAUCACGACCGCAUACCACGCCAUCGUGGUCAAGCGAUCCCUGCCGUUGCUGAACAACAGCUCGCUCGACUUGGUCUACUUUAGCAAUCUGCUCAGUGCCAUCAUAUUGCUGCCCUUCGCCGUCGUCGUCGAGACGGGCGACUUGCUUGCUAUGACAAGCACAGGCGGCUCGGCUCUAUCAACUUUUAUCUCAGGCAGUUUCCUGACUGGCAUUUUCGGCUUCUUGAUCGGUAUGGCAGGCACGCUGUCCAUCAAGGUCACUUCGCCAACAACGCACAUGAUCAGCUCGGCCGUGCGGGGCAUCGCACAGACUUUCCUGGGUUGCUGGCUCUUCAACGACCAGCUGACCUCGGGUCGCGCGUCCGGCAUCGUCGCUAUUCUCGCCGGCUCGAUCAUGUAUACGUGGUCAAUGUCGAAAAAGGCAGCCGCGCCAUCUGCUACACCAGUCCGCUCGCCACCUCGACAGACAGCGGAAGAAGACCGAUACGUGAAUCGACACUCGCACAAACGCUCGCUCAGCGUCACGACGGCCAACGCACGCAAGUUCUAUGCGGACAGCAAACACUGAUCCUCCUCGCACGAUAGACUAUUCCACAUUGUACAGCAGCCACGGUUGUAGAUGCAUAGAUGCUUUUCCGGAUUGUUUAUUGCGAUUUGAUCUGCUUGGGGGCUUGCCCGAACACGUCUUCCGUGACUUUGCCGUAGCUACCGGUGAGCAGAAGCCAGAUAGACUUGAGAAGGG